AUGUAUCUUCCAUAUCAAAACGACCUCCGCUCCGCCGGAAUCGCCAGGGGAGGAACCGCCGAGGUAGACGAGCCGCUGGCGGCGGCCGUGCUCGCACGCCGAGCCAUGAAGCCGUUGCCCAUAAACAUGCUGGUUGGAAUCAUCGUCGGCUCGGUCCUCUUCGUCUUCCUCGCCGGGCUGGGCUGGUUCAUGUGGACGUACCGCCACUGGCUCUCCUUUGCGGCCACGCAGCCCGAGCAGCCGCCCCCGCUGCAGCGAAGGGUCAGCAAGGUCCGCAGCACAAAGAGCUCCAAGAGUUCGGCAAAGAGCACAAAGAGUUCGGCGAAAAGCACCAGGAGUUCAAAGUCGUCCGGUCACAGGAGUCACAGGAGCCAGAGGAGUCGGAGGAGUCAGAGGAGUGCCAGGAGCGCGGCCACACCGACACCGGUGCCUGCGCCCGUGCCUGUGCCCGAGCCCGAGCCCGAGCCUCGGCCUUCGCCCCAGCCCUCGCGUGCACCCUCACCCGAGUCGGAAAAGCCACCAUCGUGUGCACCUUCGCCCGAGGCCGAAAAAGCGCCAUCACGUGCACCCUCGCCUGAGCCUGAGAAGCCGGCGUCGCGUGUACCAUCUCCUGAACCUGAAAAACCCCCAUCGCGCGCACCAUCUCCUGAACCCAAACCCAAAUCUGAAGACAAGCCCGAUCCGCCCGAUGAAGCUGAAAAAGCACCGUCAGUUGCCGAGCCAGCUCCGGAUCCAAAAUCUGCACCUUCUGAAGCUGGUGCCGAUCCGGAACCUGCCAAAGAAGAUCCUCCGGCCGAUGCUCCGGCCGCUUCCUGA
Messenger RNA from Pyricularia grisea, 816 nucleotides. RefSeq lists its product as uncharacterized. Lineage: Eukaryota; Fungi; Ascomycota; Sordariomycetes; Magnaporthales; Pyriculariaceae. The transcript has a single exon. The coding region runs from base 1 to 816 and encodes 271 amino acids. The record is from RefSeq and is a predicted model, not a curated record.